Molecule: messenger RNA, 1065 nt
Organism: Daldinia caldariorum
Lineage: Eukaryota; Fungi; Ascomycota; Sordariomycetes; Xylariales; Hypoxylaceae
Exons: 1
Coding region: 165-899 (244 amino acids)
Source: RefSeq, a predicted model, not a curated record
UCUCACCCACGGCGCAUCUCUUUUCUCGAUCCUUUCCUCUAUCACGGCGACUUCUCUGCAGCUCGUAGGCAUCCCGUCUUCUUCACCCUUCCGAGUCAUUCACUUGACUUGAAGCUAUUCAACAAUCAACUUUCUCCUUAAUUACCACUUUGACACAAUCAACCAUGCCUUCAGUCAAGCCGAAGCUCGCGCAGCUAAAGACGCCGGUCACGGCAACCUUCCCUUCGGAGCUCUCUGCUCUGUCGGCCAAGACACCUCUCUCAGCCGUCCCGGACUUUAUCAAGGAGGAGUACCCUAACGGUGCAAAGACCCCUAUCACUCCACCUACGGCUUAUAUGGAUUUCUUGAAGGCUAUGUCCAUGCCUUCACCACUCAUCCCGGGGAAGAGAUCGGGAACGAGCAGCCCUGACGAUGACUCGACGCAGGAUUCGGUUCCGUCUACUGCAAGCAGCGAACAGACAGACUGUUCGUGCAAGUGCGGCAACCGUAAGUCGCUAACUAGCUUCCCCACAAGCCCUCUCCCAAGCCAGCCUAUGUCUGCACCACCAGCGGGAGUAACAUCGUUCCCGAGCCUUUACAUGCCUCCAUCCCCGGCUAUGUCAACGAUAGAUUCGCCGCUGAGUUCGGCAGCACGAUCUCCGUUCAGCGCAAGAUCGGUGCGAUCACCAUUUGACUGGGAAGCGGCAUUGAAGUCUAGGUACUCGCAGGGUUGCAGGGCGCACAAAUCGUCAGCCAAGAGUGUACGUCAUAUUAGGGAGGUUGUCACGAGGACCGUUACAUAUACGCCAAAGAUGGAACCGGCGCCCAAGGGCAAGCGGAGGAAGACAACGCAUCUGGACUGUUCUAAGGUCCAGGCAGCGGCCGCGGCGGCAGCAGCAGGCCGGACAAACACUGUUUAAGCACUUGAUUUCAACCAUCUCACCACAAUUACUUACCUUGGGUAUUCAACCACGAACGAACUAAAAUCACGACACACAACCCCUUAAUUCUAUUUUGGCCUCUACGCCAGGAAUUGAAACUUAGCUUCCAUUUGUUCAUAUCUAUCACCCCCUCUCACUCACUCAU